Molecule: messenger RNA, 537 nt
Organism: Thlaspi arvense
Lineage: Eukaryota; Viridiplantae; Streptophyta; Magnoliopsida; Brassicales; Brassicaceae
Source: the annotation of a GenBank genome assembly
GGCACACACAUCGAUCAAUGUUGGAACAGAGGGUAUAUGGGAGAUACGAUGGUGCUAGGCAUCGAAAGUUAAUCAGAAGAAAACUAGGUAUCGAUACCAGGAGGAAGCGUGGUGGACCUUGUGGUCAUGCUAUGCGUCUGGCCGAUUUAGAGAAGAAGGCGUUGCGUGAGCAGAAAGAGUCGUCGGCUACUAGCUCCAUGGGGGUCCAGUUAGAGAAGUUGGCGUUGCGUGAGCAGGAAGAGUCGUCGGCUACUAUCUCCAUUGAUCAGUCGCCAUCAAGCAUAAUUGUGAUGAUCACUUCCGAAGAUGCGAUUCCUCCACAAGCGCAAAGCUUUUCAGAGCAAGAAGCAGAAGCUCUUGAAGCCAAAUCCACCAGCUAAGUUAGCAAACAAUAAUUUCCCUUCUAUCUUUGUCUUUUAUCCGCCGGAUAAUGUUUUCCGGUGUCUUUCUCCUAUCAUAUGUAGUGGUCAAAGUUUGGUUUAUCUCUCUCUUAUUUUUGUAGUUACAUACCAUUCUAGUCCAUACUUUAUUCUUGUA